AGGGUCAGAGAUUGCAGACAUACUACAGGAGAUGGUCAGAGAUUGCAGACAUACUACAGGAGAUGGUCAGAGAUUGCAGACAUGGUACAAGAGAGGGUCAAUGACUUCAGACAUACUACAGGAGAUGGUCAGAGACUACAGGAGAUGUCUUCAGACAUGCAACAUUGAACUGAUAGAGAGUAGACACAUGCUACAGGAGACAGUCAGAGGCGGUAGAUAUGCUACAUCUGACUGAUCAAGGCUGUGGACAUGUUACAGUAGAUGGGAUGUGACUGGAGA
Staurois parvus is the source of this 279-nucleotide messenger RNA. NCBI's taxonomy places the organism in Eukaryota, Metazoa, Chordata, Amphibia, Anura, Ranidae. The record is from the annotation of a GenBank genome assembly.